Messenger RNA from Dicentrarchus labrax (European seabass), 9030 nucleotides. Its product is annotated as latent-transforming growth factor beta-binding protein 2. The transcript is spliced from 41 exons. Lineage: Eukaryota; Metazoa; Chordata; Actinopteri; Moronidae. Gene Ontology annotation, molecular function: calcium ion binding. The record is from RefSeq and is a predicted model, not a curated record. Bases 550 to 6858 code for a protein of 2102 amino acids.
CGGUGCCGUGUGUGAAGCAACAAUGCAGCCGACAAGGGGGAGUUUCUUCUUGCAAUGCGCAUGCAAUCCCUUCAAAAAUUCCCGGUGACUUCAGAUCCAAGGAGGUGGUGAUAUUCAUAGGAGCACGAUUCAAACUCUCUCACUUGGAGUAGGAGACCAGCUUCAGCAGCCCUGGAGCCAGCGCGCUGCUCUCUUUACUCCUCUUUUCUUGUUUAACAUAAACUAAAACAGAUGGAUUAAUGUUUGCUUAAAAUAACACGUUUUUUUUGUAUGUCAGCGCUGGAAGGAGAAACGCUUAGAGUUUCUCACUUUGGACUGAAGUUAGGUGCUGAUUUGACAACCUGAAGACAUUCUGCGUAAUAAGUCUUACCUGGGCAUUAUGAAGAGGUAUCCAGGCUUUUUUCAUUCUUGGGAGAGGAUGCCUUCUUGCUGAACUCUUGUCCUAAUCGCGGAUUUUUUUUGAUUUUUUUUCAUUUGCUAAUAUUUUAGUGGCUCUCGAUUAAAGUGUAACGCGAUCUGCCCUUUUACGCGGUAGUUUCAAAACUUUGCAUGCCCAAAAUGGACCGUGCAGGAUUUGCUCUUUUAAUGGUUUUGACUGUUGCACUGGUGCGAAUUGGUGACAGCCAAAAGGACACAACAGGUGGGAGGAAAGAGGGUGCAGGGGCAGCCCGGGCGGACUGGGACCAGCAGCAGCAGCAGCAGUCCCGGGUGAGGAGUCAAGGUCACUCGCCACGGGGACCAGAGGACGGCGCAUCCUCCAGACGCUCCGGUGAAACUUCUCCUGCUUCCAGCCACUCAAAGACUCCGGUCCGCCUGCCCAGGGGCACAUCAUCCCAAGGGCAUAUAUCCAUAGCAGGACCGGUUAAUGCUGCAGGCGCCUCCAGGGAAGACCUCAUCUCUGCGCCGCGGGAUGGUGCGUUGCGCACCGCCAGGCACCCGUCAGGCCAGCAGCACAGAACCAAAGUGAACCGCAGGCAGAGCAGCAAGCCCAGCUCUGCCAGCACAAGGAGACUUGUUGGGCCUAAUGUCUGUGGAGGUCAGCAGUGCUGCUCAGGCUGGGCUUUGGCACCAGGAACCAAUCGUUGCAUAAAACCUGACUGCCAGCCCCCCUGUCAGAACCGUGGCUCCUGCAGCCGGCCACAUACCUGUGUGUGUCGCUCAGGCUUCCAGGGGCCCCGCUGUGAGGAAGUGGCUCCUGAGCAAGUGUACAUCCGUGAUGGAGGCGGCCUGAGGCGUGUACAACCCGGGACCAACCCUUUCCAGAGAGACCAACCACGGAGAAGGCCCUCAGAAAGGCAGGCCAUCGAUACCGCCAAGGUCCAACCCCCACGACCUGCGACCACCAGACAGCCUGUACACACUGUGACCCAAGUGAGACGGGGACCCCCUGACUCCUCCCCUCAGCAGACUGGGACCUCCCGCACUGUGAAACGUUAUCCAUCAUCCUCUGGGCCUAUUACUUCCAAUGCUCUACCCAGUGGCAACGGUUACGCUAACGGCCGCGGCAAUGAGCACAGGAACUGGCACGGACACAGAAAUGGACAUAGCAGUGUGCACUCCUUUAACACUCACAGGCCUACCAGUGACAGCCAGCUACAGGGACAGUUCAACAAUGCAUUAUUGCCAGCAGGGGCGAACCUCACAGCCAACCUGGACCGCAUCAAGAUCGUCUUCACUCCCAUGCUGUGCCGCAGGGUGUGCAGCGGCGGGCGCUGCUACAACAGCUGUGAGAAGGGAGACAUCACCACAGUCUACAGUGAGACCUCGCAGCAGCAGCAGCAGCAGCAGCAGCAGCAGCAUCAGCAGCCAAAGAACCAGGGCUUCCGACUCUUCUUCUGCCAGAUACCCUGUCUUAAUGGAGGCCGCUGCAUCGGCAGGGACCUGUGCUGGUGUCCAUCUAACUCAACAGGGAAGUUUUGCCACCUGCCAGCACCGCCUCCCGCCAGACCCACCCCUCACAGCCACAGGAAUGCCAGCCACCAGGGACCAAAAUCUCCCUUUCACUCCAUGUACACUCUACCUCUGUCCAAUCAACAAGUUUCUCUCCACCCAUCCUUGGUGAACGUCCACAUUCAGCACCCUCCAGAGGCCGAAGUCCACGUCCAUCAAGUAGCUCGGGUCCAGCCUGGGCAGAGACCGGCCACCACAGAGGGGGCUCACUCUGUCCAGCAGCGCUCCCAGCCUGGGAAUGGACAUGAACACACCAAUGAGCACAAUGGCAGACACCCACACAACAAUGGCAAUGGUAAUGGUAAUGGCUACACCAGACCACACCACCAUCAGAACGGACAUGUGGGAAGGUGCUUUCAGGAAACAGUCGAUGGACAGUGUGGCAAGCCUCUGCCAGGCCUAACCAAACAGGAUGAUUGCUGUGGAAGUGUGGGUGCCUCCUGGGGUCUAAACAAGUGCCAAAAGUGUCCAACCAAACCAGCAUAUGCAGUAAUUGCAAACGGACAAGUGGAAUGUCCAAAAGGUUUUAAAAGGAUGAAUCUCACACACUGUCAAGACAUCAAUGAGUGCCUGUUUCCUGGGAUCUGUAAGGAUGCGGAAUGUCUCAACACCAAAGGAAGCUACAGGUGCAUGUGUAAACUAGGCUUCAUGUUCGACUCUGAAAGCAGGCACUGUGUCUCGGACAAGGCUGUGUCUGUCCAGAGGGCAUUCUGCUACCGAUCAGUGUCAGCGGGCACAUGCUCUCUGCCGCUUGCUCAACACAUCACCAAGCAGAUCUGCUGCUGCAGCCGAGUGGGCAAGGCCUGGGGAGCUGGAUGCAAUCGCUGUCCUUUGCCGGGAUCAGAUCAUUUCAAGGAGAUCUGUCCAGCUGGUCAUGGAUAUACCUACUCAGCUUCUGAUGUACAGAUUACUCUCAGACGGCUGGGAGAAGAUGAUCUGCAGAGCACAAGAGUGUCAUGGGAGGAGCAGAGCCCCAGUUACCCUCAACCUCCAUCCUCCCACCCCUCAUUGCUGCUGCCUAUCAGGCCACAGCACCCCAGCUACCCACAGACGCCACAAGUACCCCAAUACCCUGAGUACCCUGAGACACCACAAUCACCCCGGGACCCUCUGACCCCACAGCAGCCUCUCCAUCCCUCUCAGCCAGCUAGAGAGACACCCAAACAGCCGGAAGAUGUGGAAAUUCUGAGACCGCCAGCUGUUGUGACUGACUCACCACUGAAAUAUCCAGAGACUUCUCCAGACUCCUCUAUCGUCAACCAGAGUCCAGAUUCAAAGGACACAACCCACACAGACUCAGCCACAGGUAUUGACAAGUGUGCCACGACCCCUACCAUAUGUGGCCGUGGGAAAUGUAUUCCUGUGCAGACGGGCUACACCUGCCACUGCGAGCCAGGAUUCAGACUCAACGCACUGCAGACCAACUGCAUUGAUGUAAAUGAGUGUGACGCGGACCCAUGUGAAGGGAAGGGCCACUGUAUAAACAGCUUCGGCUCCUACACCUGUCAGUGCCACAGUGGCUACAGCCAGGUGAUCACCCAGAACAGGAAGUUCUGUCAAGACAUUAAUGAGUGCAGCAUGCCCAACAAGUGCCAGAAUGGCAAAUGCGUCAACACAGAAGGAUCUUACACCUGUGAAUGCAACGAUGGCUACGCCAAGUCUCGGAGAGGCCUAUGCGAAGAUGUAGAUGAGUGCAGAGAUCCCAGCUCCUGUCCCGACGGUGUCUGCGUCAACACUGUCGGCUCCUUCCAGUGCCAGGGCUGCGGCCCAGGGUUCAGGCCAGUUGGUGACAGAUGUGUGGAUGUAAACGAGUGCUUGAACCAAACAAUGUGCGGCCGUGGUAGGUGUGUCAACACCGAGGGCUCCUAUAGGUGCAACUGUUUCCAAGGAUACGAACUCUCACCGGACAAUAUUUGCCAAGAUGUGGAUGAGUGCUCGCUCCCUGAAGUCUGUCUCCACGGCCGCUGUGUCAAUCUGGAUGGCACCCACAAGUGCACCUGUAACCAUGGUUACCAAAUCACCUCAGACAGCAAAUACUGUGAAGAUGUCGACGAGUGUGCAACCGGUAAUGCAUGCCCCGCGGGAAUUUGCAUCAACUCUGUAGGGUCCUACAUUUGCCAGAACUGCAGUCCUGGGUUUGGACCGUCUGCUGAUGGACUGAAAUGUGAAGAUGUGGAUGAGUGUGCCCAGGGUGACUUGUGUCUUGGUGGCGUGUGUGCCAACACAGAGGGAUCCUACACCUGCACCAGAUGUAAGGCUGGCUACAGAGUGUCUCAAGACCGGCAGAGGUGUGAAGAUAUUGAUGAGUGCCAGUCCCUGUCUACCUGUGCCAACGGGAUCUGUCUGAACUCGGAAGGCUCUUACACCUGUGAGAACUGCCCCACUGGGUACAGAGUAUCGUAUGACGGGGAACUCUGUGAAGAUAUUGAUGAGUGCGCGCUGCCCACUACAUGCCCCCAGGGAACAUGUACAAACACAGAAGGUUCCUUUACAUGUAUCAUCUGUCAGCCUGGUUUCAGAGUCUCUGAGGAUGGACAAGAGUGUGAUGAUGUUGAUGAGUGCUUGGUGGCUAAUGUGUGCCCGGGCCAGCUGUGCUUGAACAGCCCAGGAUCGUACACCUGCAGGAGCUGUGGAGCCGGCAUGCAACUGUCUGAGGAUGGUUACGGCUGUGAAGACAUUGACGAGUGCCAGACCCCAGGUGUGUGCCCCACGGGUGUGUGCACCAACACAGAAGGCUCCUUCUCCUGCAAGGCCUGUUACCCAGGCUUCACAGUGGCACCUAACAGGCUCUCAUGUGAAGAUGUGAAUGAAUGUGAGGACAACAGCCUGUGUCUGGGAGGUCAGUGCACCAACAACAUCGGCUCCUACAGCUGCUCCUGCCCCGAUGGGCUGGAGCUGGUGGAUGGGACGUCCUGCAGAGAUAUCAAUGAGUGUUUAACCAUCUUCGGGAUCUGUGGAGAGGGAGACUGUCUGAACACUGAAGGCUCCUACAUGUGCAUUUGUCCUGAUGGGUAUACCACCAUGGAAGGAAGGACCGGCUGCCAAGAUGUGGAUGAAUGCAGUAAAGACAAUGUGUGCAUCCAGGGCCGGUGUCUCAACACUGAUGGUUCCUUCUUGUGCUUGUGUGGGGCUGGCUACAAGUUCAACGCUGACACGGCUGACUGUGAAGACCAGAAUGAGUGCAAGGAGUUUGGAAGCUCAGUGUGUGGUACCUGGCGCUGCGAGAACACCCUCGGCUCCUAUCGGUGCUUCAUGGGCUGCCAGCCUGGCCUCGAGGGAGAGGACACCACAGACUGUGAUAUUGAUGAGUGUGUCAAUGAAACCAUCUGUGGGAACCACGGCUUCUGCGAGAACACAGAUGGCUCCUUCCGCUGCCAGUGUGACCAAGGCUACGCCAACCCACCAGGAGAUAUGAGCAAAUGUGUUGAUAUGAACGAGUGCGAGAUGAGCCAGGCGCUGUGCGGGGAGGCCCUGUGUGAGAACGUCGAUGGCAGCUUCCUGUGCAUCUGCCCCAACGACAAUGAGGAAUUUGAUCCCAUCACCAGCCAGUGCCGCUCCCUGGCUACAGCUGAUAGUUCCCCGAAACCCGCUACUCGACUCCUCCCGUCCACUCACUCAGCUGAGGAGAGGAAAGAGUGUUACUAUAACUUGAAUGGCGCCAACUUCUGCGACAACGUCUUGUCUCGAAACGUCACCAAGCAGGAGUGCUGCUGCACGGUGGGGGCAGGCUGGGGGGACAACUGCGAGAUCCACACCUGUCCUAUCCCAGGAAGAGAUGAUUACAAACAGUUGUGUCCUCAUGGCAGUGGAUUGUUAUCCUUGCCAGUUUCCUCCGAACAAAGUCUGAGCGACCACACAGAUGCAAAUGAGUGUGAGAUGUUUGGAUCAGACAUUUGUAAGAACGGACAGUGCACAAAUUUCUUCGCUGCCUAUACCUGCUACUGUCGCAGUGGCUUCUACUAUGACAACAUCCGGCUUGAGUGUGUGGAUUAUGAUGAGUGUGGAUUUGGAAAUGACUGUGAGGAUGGAACGUGUGUGAACACGGCCGGGUCUUUCCACUGUUUCUGCAGCCCUCCGUUAGUCCUGGACAGCACACGGCGGCGCUGCAUCAGCCUCAACACCACAGAAGAAACUCUAGAGCCUGAUCACGAUGUGCACAUGGAUAUUUGCUGGCAGCGUCUGGAGGGGCACAACAUGUGUUCGGAACCUCUCCAGAACCGCAGAACUACAUACACUGAAUGCUGCUGCCUGUACGGCAUCGCCUGGAGUGGACAGUGUGCCUUCUGUCCCAGGAAAGACUCUGAGGACUACGCAAUAAUGUGCAACCUGGCUCGGAGAGGAGGUUCAGACAGUCUGCGAGAGCGGCCAGGAUAUGAGUACAGUCUUGAGGGCCCAGAGGAUCCUGCGGGGCCUUUUGCUCAUCCAUACUUUGACAGUUAUGGCAACCCUGCAGCACCCUAUGACAUUCCUGAGAGCGAUCCUCUCUUCAACGACAACGACUACAGCGUUCAACAGCCAUCUGUCCGUGUCCCCAUCCCCGGACCACGGGAGUACCAGCCACAACCGGUGGAUUCCUAUGAAGAGCGCCACAGCGCCUUUGAGGGUCUCCGAGCAGAAGAAUGUGGAAUCCUGAACGGGUGUGAAAAUGGCCGCUGCGUUCGUGUACGAGAGGGUUACACCUGCGACUGCUUCGACGGUUACGAAUUUGAUCUAAACAAGAUGGCCUGUAUAGACAUAAACGAAUGUGAGGACAUCAGCGACAAGGUGCCCUUGUGUCAGAACGGGCAGUGCACCAACACGGAGGGAUCGUACAAGUGCACCUGUUUGCCGGGCUUCGUGGCCUCUGCCAAGCCACACAAAUGCAUCCCGGCGAUCCCAGAGUCCGAGCUCGGGGAGACAGGAAACUAAGACAGUGACUGUUGGAGCGCUGGCUUUUCCUGCUCCCUUAAAGAUCACCUUACACCCCUCUGCCCUUUUCCCCAAGGGCCUGGCACUAAACCUCCAACAGUAACGCUGAGACGUCCAAACUUUCCCUAUGUACCACUCACACAUACGCAGACAAAAAGCACACACACUUGCAUUCAGCACCGACACACAUGCAGACCCCCUCAUACACACUCAAGAGGACCAGGAAUUGUGCAGUGAAUGUAUUACAUGGGAUUUAGUAUUCAGCAGAUAUCCAUUUGCCUUAAAGGGAUUUGUGGACUGAUAUUUUUUAUUCAGUAACCCCUGGCAAUUUGAUAUGCCGACAUAUUUUCCGCAUUAUUUUCACUUUUUUCUUUUUAUUGUAUUAUUUAUUUCAUUUACAUGACGGGCCUCUGCAAACUAAGAAAGCAACCUAUUUCAGAGGGCAUACUUGAUUCCUCCCUUGUUUUAUUCGUCACGCCAAUUGACCUCAGAGACAGUGUGGGGAGUUAGUAAAUGUAUUUUGUAAAAGAAAGAAGGAACGUCAUAAGAAAUCAGCCACUCAUAAAUCAGCUUGUGCUUCACUGUCAAACCCUCUCACCAAUAUUAUCUCGCUCAGUCAUUGUAAUUAGCAUUGACCUUGGACUAAAUGGAUGCCAGGGAUGACAAACCAUCAGAAAUCCAAGCGAGAACUUUUCCCACAGCUGCCUUUGUAUUCUUCAAGAUUAACUAAGAGCUGAAGAAUCUCUGGACCAAGAACUGGGAAGUCAACACAGUCAGACCUACACAUUAAAAACGUCAGCCUUUACAUGGACCUGGAAAGACUGUAGAUGUAUAUGAUGAUCUAUGUAAUGUUUUGAAAAAGGUGCAAUAGGUAUAACCUGCCUUCCUCUGUUUGACACCACUUUUACAAUCUUAAUACCAGCAAUGAAAAACAUGGACUCUGAGUUGCUGAUCCCGAUUUCUUCUUUUUCUGUUUAACAGUAUUAACUUGUUUUAUACUUUUACUGUAAAAACCAUAUGUACCAUUGAUUCUAGGUUCUAGCCUAACUUCUGAAACCACAGGAAGGUAAAUUAGUUUAAAUGAUCCACAAGUGUCACUGCUUAAAGUGAAAGAUUGGUUUUAUGUACCAGUGUCACACAGGCAAAAGGAUUUUACAUUCAACUGCAAUGCAAUUGUAUCCCAGAUCUCACAUCAGACCAUUCCCAUGUGUGCAUCUCUGAAUGCAUGUAAAGACAAAGGCUUCGUUGGAGAGGUUUGGUAUAUUUUGUACAGAUCUAGUACUAUGUAUUAUUUUUGUUACAUAUUCUCUUAAUGCAUUAUAGCGCAACCAAUAUUUUGUCUGACAUAAAGCAUAAAAUGUAAGAAAAUCUGGCAUUAUAGCUUUGUAGAUUUAUACAUGUCUGUAAAAAUGUCUUUUAAAGCAUACCUUUUAAUGUAUGAGGAGAGUGGCUGACACUGUACCAGAGGAACUGUGUGUAUACCCUGCCCUGUGGAGCAGACAAUGAAAUAUAUUUUUUGGAAGUGGCAGCACUGUUCUAAUUACAGACAUUUCAAGUUUCAACUCUUCAAGUUCAUUACAGAGACAAUGCUUUUGAAAUGCAAGCACCAACUUCUGUGCAUCACACUUUUAUGGCUAGAUAUUAGUAUUGUUAACAUUAUUUCUUUUAGUCCCUGUUGGAUCCUUAAUGUCAUGAAUGUAUCGCAGACAGUAUCAGCCUACUCAUUUGGUUUCUAAACUCCCACUCAUACCUUUCUGUCUUUUGUAUCCAGGUUUUUAGAAAUAAUGGCAUUAUCUGUCUAAUGGACUGAACUUCUUUCAAGAAAUCUCAGCAGCACAGAAACAUAAAAGUCUAAUUCUAAUAUUAGAAGAUGACUAAAGUUGAUGACUUCUGCCCUUCCCAUUCCUUCAUAACCUAUAAACCUACAGGUGUACAAAUGUUUCAAUUUGAUGUUCACUUAUUUUACUGUGCUCUUUGAAUCAUCGCCUGAACCGGACCAGAGGUCUAACAUUUAGGACAAAGUUGGAAUAUUUAAAGCCUUUCAAAACCGCAAAUAACAUGAGAUAAAUGUCUUGUUGUAAAGUUGUGGUCAUUGGAAAUAUCAUGCUCAUUCAUUUUGUUUACCUCUUGACUGUAAUCACUAUCAGUCAUCGAAAUAAAAACUUAAAAAUA